CUUCCAUGGUGCGCGAUACUCCUGCUUGUCCCUCUUUGUCCGGUGGCGACAGAAGGCCAUGAUAAUUAUGGCAAAAUUUGCGUUUUUGAAUGAAUUAUAGUUGAAUGGUGGAUCAUCAAGCAUACACCGUGUGAGGACUGGUUUGCUGGCAAUGACACACCAGAGAGUUUCAAUUUAAAGGACAGCAGAGCAAGCAACGGAGAAAGGGUACAGUUUGCUUCCAAGACAGUCUGCAAGAUGGCUAGCUAUCUUCAGUGGCAUGCUAACGUUAGCUAGCAAGCUAAUGUUAGCAUAGUAAACAACAGUUUUCAAAACGUGAUCGAUUGCUUUAUCUCAUACAUGCUGUAUUAAGUGGAAUUAAGUGCACAUUUUCACAAGUGACUGUAGAAAUAUAAACCACAGUUUCGGAUUAAUGUGCCAGUGUUGCGGCUACUCAACGCUGCUAGCUAGCCACAUUGAGUAACGUGGCUAGCUAGUUAGCCAAGGCAGUAACUAGCUUGCGUUAGCUAGCUGGUCGACUUUUUAGCUACACAUCUGUAAGUGAUCAUUUUAGACAGAGAGCGAGAAAGGGGUGGGGGGUGCCCUGUAACUUGCUUGUACUGGCAGACGAGCCAGGUAGCAAGCAACUAGUUUCACUCAGCUAGCAGAAACUGGCUUGCAACAAGACGAACUUCUGCUAAAUACCGUGAACCAGCUCAGGUUUACCUGACGUUUAUUUGGUGACCAAAUCCCGGCGUGACAGACACCGUGGCGAAAGAUUUGCAGCUGGAAAGGAGUUUGCAGACCUGGGCCGGCGUUAUAAUACAAUUUAGUUACCAAUACGUGUUAGUUACUGCUGUGAUGAUAACCAUUUUAUCGUUACUGACAUGACCUGAAGGCAGAUUCCACCUACUCGGCUCAUUGCCUUCAAGACGUCGUCAUUUUUAACUUUUUUUUUCUUGCAUAUGAACGGUGAUAUGCCACUUCACCGACAGUCAUAUUAGCUAAUGGCUGCCGAAUCGGGGAGACUACUGGCGGGACAAGGAAAACGAAGCAAAGCUUCACAGAUGAAGAGCCCGGAGAAGAAGAAGGCAAGAAAAUCAACCACUCAGGCGGCGGGGUUCUCCCACCUCACUGAGUUUGCACCCCCCCCUACCCCAAUGGUGGACCACCUGGUCGCCUCCAACCCGUUUGACGAUGACUUCGGGCCCCCAUCUCGACCAAGUGGGGCAGGUGGACCAGGUGGCGCUCCGUUUCUUCCCAGCCCCGGUGCAGGUGGAGGAGGUGGGUAUGGAGGUGGAGGCAGAAUGAGCGCAGGCAUGGGCUUCAUGGGAGGCCCAGGUGGACCAGGCGGUGGCCAGCCUGGACGGAGGCCCCCGUUCGGCCCUCCAUCCAACGCCGGACCUCACCACCAGCUAGGAUUUGGAGGAAUGCCUGGCUUUGGAGGUGGCGGUGGGGGAGGCAGUGGGGGAGGAGGAGGAGGAGGAGGUGGUGGUGGAUUCCCCCCUGGUGGCCCUUCUCAGUUUAAUAUGCCACCAAACUUCAGUCCACCCAUGCACCCUGGGCCAGGAUUCAACCCCAUGUUGUCUCCGGGCGGUAUGGGAGGUCCUGGAGGAGGGGGACCACCCCAUCCUCGGUUUGGCAUACCCCCACAGCAGCAGCAUGGACAGGGAGGACACCCAUUCAACAGCCCACCAUUACCUGGUGGUGGAGGCCCGAGAGGGCCCCCACAUGGUCCCCUGCCUCCCAUGGGAGGCGGCAUGGGUCCUGGGAUGAACAUGAUGGGUGGCAUGGGUGGUGGUCCCGGAGGCAACAUGGUGGGAGGGUUGCCAGGUAUGCCCCCUCAAGGACAGUUCCCUCCAUCACAGGAUGGCCCCUACCCUGGCCCCAGUCCACCAGGGCCAGGCAACGAGGAUGGAAAGAACUUUGGUGGAGGAGGUGCACCGCCUGGGCCUCCGCAGCAGCAGCAACAACAGCAGCAGCAACAGCUUAACCUAAAUCCCAACGGCCCCCCUCCUAAUAAUACCACUCCUGGCCCUCCUCCUAACUCUGGCCCACCACAGCCUGGGGGCGGUUUCCCUGGUCACCCGGACGUCCAGCAGCCCAACGCCAAUACACCUGGUCAGCCUCCAUCAGCACCGCCACAGCCUAACCCCAACUCUUCUCCUACCGGUCCCCUGAAUGGAUCAGGCCAGCCCCAGCAUCCAGCACCCAGUCAGCUACAGCCCCCCAGCAACACAAACACCCCAAACUCUAAUAACUCAAACCAGCAGCAGCAGCAACAGUCUACUCCACCUAACUCUGCCCCUGGCUCCACGCCUUACAACCAGCAGAACAACACUCCUGUUGCUGGCGGUCCAAUGCCAAACGCUGCCCCCAAUUCAGGUCAGAACAACAUGACCAACAACAAUGGCGGCAACACACCUGGCAGCAACCCUAAUCCCCCCUCUAACUCCACAUCCACCCCAAACACCCAGUCUCCCCUGCCCCCUGGCCCUGCUGCCCCGUCAACCGGGCCCGGUUCUGGCCCCGGAAAACUCGGUGGCCCUGGAAUGGUCUUCCCUUGCGGCCUUUGUAUGGCGGAGGUGCAUGACGACCAGGAUGCCAUCCUGUGCGAGGCAUCGUGCCAGCGCUGGUUCCACCGGGACUGCACAGGCCUGACAGAGCCAGCGUAUGGGCUGCUGACUCGAGAGAGUGCUGCUGUUUGGGCCUGUGACUUCUGCAUCAAGACCAAGGACAUCCAGGCUGUGUUUGUGCGCCAGGGAUUAGGCCAGCUGGUGGCAGCUAAUGAGAGUUGAGGAGUGGAUGACAAUGGAGCAGCGACACGUAAGGACACAUGGAGACAUCUUGGUUCUGAUCUAAGUGAAUGACCAGUGUGUCAUGUCAGCUACUUGCCGGAAUUUUUUUCUUGACGAGCCCUUUACUUGUUCACUACACAGAGAAACACACUCAUUGACGUUCAUGCUUUUAUAUAUAUAUAUAUAUAUAUAUAUAUAUAUAUAUAUAUAUAUAUAUAUAUAUAUAUAGCACUUUGAGUGACUCUAGGCAAAUGAUUUUUCUCCCCCAUCCCCUAUAGGAGUCAAAUCAUGAUGAAUGUUAAACUACACAGUCCUUCAGACAUCUAGCCUGCCAACCAGCAAAGCACUGACACCAACACACUACCUCACACACUUUGUGACUGACUUGCACGGAAGCUCCCGCACUGACUGACUGUGAUUGACUUGCCACACUCAUGCACCACAUGAGUGCGAUGAUAUUUCAAACACAUAUAUACACACAAACCCACGUUAGGCGGGGGAAGAAAUGUUGAAAUAUUCGAAAUACACCCCACCGUGUUUUGACACAAUGACUCAAAAAUAUCAACAUUAUUCUUUUUAUCUUCAUGGCUUUAAAUUAAAACGCAAUAUAUAAAUUCUUAAAAACUGAAAUUUAAAAGGGACUGGGGUUUCAUUCAUUAAUUGAUUCACAGCUUUAUUUGCCGUCAAAAUGCUUCAUUCUAGCACUGCCCAAUCACAGUUAGCCUUUUUUUUCUGCAAGCAAGUGAAAGGAAAAUGGAAAAAUACAUCAGUGUCUUGCAAUGUAAACUGUCAGUAUCAGGAGUAUUGUGAAACAUAAAUGUCAAGUGAGGAAAAAAAAAAAUCAAUUUUUAAAUUCUGUUCAUAAUUCCUGCACCUGCACAAAUGCAUACACACACACACACACACACACACACACAAACACACACACUUUGACCCUGUACUUCUUAAAUGUUUCAUUUUGUACCCAGUGCUAAUUAAUCCAAAGGACACCUGGGCUGAGAUUUCAUCAACACUUCACAGAGAAAGUUUUUACCACAGAAAUAGUUGUAAAUAUUAGGACAAAACAUUUGUCUGGAACUCCCAUCAGUUGUGAACAUGCCGAAGAGUUGACCAAUGAACAAAAUAAUGAGUUGAACCUAUGUGUCUUGGUUGUAUACAAUAUGGCGUCUUGGUUUUUAUACAGUACAAUUGAGUCAACCAUUUCUUUUUAUCUCUGCAGUACACAUGAAUUGUGAAAUCAGUGCUUUUUGGAUGGUGUUGGCAUAGCAAGUAGUGACAUCAUGUCAUAUCAGAUGUGCAUAGUCCUUUUUUAAAAAAAAUUUAAAAAAAGAAAGAAAAAAAAUAUGAGGGGAGGGGGGUGCAUGUGAACCAAUGCAGUAACUGUCUGAUCUGUUUAUGUUUAUAUUCUGGCCUCUGUGCUGCAAGAGGCCUUGAAGUAGACCAAAUAACUAAAGAGCGAAAAAUACCCAUUUUUCACAUUUCUGUCACGGUAUAAGGUGUUUAUAACUAUUCUUCCUUCUCUCUUUCCUUAAUUUUUCUUUAUUCAAUGUCCAAGUUGCCUUUCUUUUCUUGCUCUCUCAGCUGUUCCUUUUUAUUUUGUACUGGUAUUUGUGCUGUGCUUUUGCUCUGCUCUGGCGCCUCCUGGUGGAACCUGGAGGAACCAGUGAGUCCCACAUCAGGUGGGGAAGGGAAAGGUACUGAACUCUGAAGUAAAGACAGAUUUUUUUGUA
Seriola aureovittata is the source of this 4507-nucleotide messenger RNA. RefSeq names its product pygopus homolog 2 (Drosophila) (gene pygo2). NCBI's taxonomy places the organism in Eukaryota, Metazoa, Chordata, Actinopteri, Carangiformes, Carangidae. The record is from RefSeq and is a predicted model, not a curated record. The transcript is spliced from 3 exons. Bases 987 to 2777 code for a protein of 596 amino acids.